Clonostachys byssicola is the source of this 588-nucleotide messenger RNA. Lineage: Eukaryota; Fungi; Ascomycota; Sordariomycetes; Hypocreales; Bionectriaceae. The record is from the annotation of a GenBank genome assembly.
AUGCACCAGAUUCGGACGAACCCUCAUGGCGAUGAAAAUGAGGCCGUUUCCAUCAUCUUCGAGCAGAAGCUGCGAGACAUGCUCACCAAAAUCCGCAAGCUCGCCGCAGAAUGUACCGAAUUGGCGAUGAAGGAGGGGGCUGUGACUGAGAGGGAUGAUCCUGCUUCCAUUGUUGGCACGCGAAUAGACUUCAAGAGCGCACUUAUGUGUCAGGUGUUCAUGUCUCUCCAUCUGAUCCAAAUGACUGCUCUGCGCAUGCUCUAUGAAAUGAGUAUCAUCUACAGCUCUCCAGACCCGGAGCUGUGGGAUCAAUUCCGGGAGGUUGCGGUCGAGAACUGGAAAGCGAUGCCAUACAUUUUAUCUCUAGAGUCAAUCGUCGCCUCAAAUACGAUUGCAACAGUUUUCAUCGGUUAUGAGGCCGCAAAUGAGGAAGAGAAACUAUAUCUCCAGAACGUCAUGCUGUCUGUGGAUGAAUAUCUGGGGCGGUAUCCAAAGGACAGAGCGGCGCUAGACACCGUUAUUCUCGAAGCCGGAAAGCUGCUCACUGGGCUUAAGCCUGUGUUGAAGGAAUUGCCAAACAAUAGUUAG